Molecule: messenger RNA, 4299 nt
Organism: Cucurbita maxima (winter squash)
Lineage: Eukaryota; Viridiplantae; Streptophyta; Magnoliopsida; Cucurbitales; Cucurbitaceae
Product: pentatricopeptide repeat-containing protein At4g19440, chloroplastic-like
Exons: 7
Coding region: 229-2697 (822 amino acids)
Molecular function (GO): protein binding
Source: RefSeq, a predicted model, not a curated record
UUGUUCUCUCGUGGCCCAACUCCAGGCCUCCACGUUCUUCCCCCGCCCGCCCUCUCCUCCUUCUCCGCCUCCGAUCUCACAGCUUUUUCCUCUCCCACACCCUAGCGCAACCUCCAUCCUCAUCAAUCCAAUUCAACAUUCUUCUUCUUCCUCCUCUUCUUCCAUUAGAGAUUUUCAAUCAAUCUUCGUUAACUUCUAAUCUCUAACCUUCGUUCUUCAAGUUCUUCAAUGCAUUUGACAAGAUUCAAAAUCAAUAAGACACUUCCUGUAGUAUUUCCCUUUUCGCGUCAGGUGGCCUGUGUGUUAUCCACCGAACCGCAUAAAGAACAUCACCAGGACCCGCCAUGGCAGCUCCAGGAUCAGUUGCUCUAUUCGGUAUCUUCUAUUCUCUCUAAUUCGUCUCUCGACUCUUCUAAAUGUAGAGCCCUCUUGCCCCAUUUGUCUCCUUUUCAGUUUGAUCAGCUCUUCUUCUCCGUUGGAUUGAAAGCCAAUCCCAAAACUUGUCUUAAUUUCUUUUACUUUGCGUCUGAUUCUUUCAAGUUUCGAUUUACCAUUCGCUCCUAUUGUUUAUUGAUUCUUUUGCUUGUUCAUUCCAAGUUUUUACCACCCGCGAGAUUGCUUCUGAUUCGUUUGAUAGACGGGAAGCUCCCGGUGUUGAAUUCGGAUUCAAACAAGCUUCACAUUGAGAUAGCUAAUGAAUUAUUUGGUUUAACUUCAGUUGUUGGGCGGUUUGAAUGCACACAUGCAUUUGAUUUGUUGAUACAUGUAUACAGCACACAAUUCAGAAAUCUUUGCUUUAGUUACGCUGUUGAUGUGUUUUAUUUGUUUGCUCGCAAGGGAAUCUUUCCGUCCUUAAAGACUUGUAACUUUUUAUUGAGCUCUUUGGUGAAGGCUAAUGAACUUGAGAAAUGCUGUGAAGUAUUUGAAGUGAUGUCCCAAGGUGUUCGUCCGGAUGUUUUCCUGUUCACGAAUGUAAUAAAUGCUUUGUGUAAAGGAGGGAAGAUGGAAAAUGCCAUGGAGUUAUUAAUGAAUAUGGAGAAGUUGGGUAUUUCUCCAAAUGUAGUUACUUAUAAUAGUGUCAUUCAUGGUUUAUGCCAGAAUGGGAGAUUAGGCGAUGCCUUUGAGCUCAAGGAGAAGAUGACAAUAGAAGGGGUAAAGCCAAGUCUUAUAACUUAUAGUGUGCUUAUUAAUGGUUUGACGAAACUGGAAAAAUUUGACAAAGCGAAUGAUGUUUUAAAUGAAAUGGUUGAUGCGGGUUUUGUUCCGAAUGCAGUUGUCUACAAUACUUUAAUUGAUGGAUACUGCAAAAUGGGCAAGAUCAAUGAAGCACUUAAGAUUAGAGAUGUGAUGGUAUCCAAAAAUAUAACUCCUACUUCAGUUACUUUUUAUACUCUCUUGCAAGGAUUUUGCAAGAGUAAUCAAAUCGAGCAAGCACAGAAUACUCUUGAGGAGAUAUUAUCACAAGGAUUUCCUAUAAACCCUGUUACCUGUUAUUCGGUUAUCCACUGGUUAUGUACGAAAUUUAGGUUCCAUUAUGCAUUGCGAUUUACCACGGUGAUGUUAUUGAAGAACUUCAGACCUAGUGAUCAGCUGUUAACCAUAUUGGUAUGUGGGCUCUGUAAGGACGGUAAACAUCUAGAAGCAACUGAGCUUUGGUUUAGGUUAUUGGAGAAAGGGUCUCCAGCAAGUACCGCAACCUCCAAUGCUCUAAUUCAUGGACUUUGUGGGGCUGGUAAAAUGGCAGAGGCUGUUAGAAUACUCAAGGAGAUGUUGGAGAGGGGUUUUUCAUUGGAUCGGAUCACGUACAACACACUCAUCUUAGGUUGUUGCAAAGAGGGAAAAGUAGAGGAAUGCUUUAGACUUAAAGAAGAGAUGACUAACCAAGGAAUUCAACCAGACAUCUAUACUUGCAAUUUUCUAUUGUAUGGACUGUGCAAUGCUGGAAAAUUAGAUGAUGCUAUUAAGCUUUGGGAUGAAUUCAAAGCCAGUGGGUUAAUUUCUAAUGUACACACUUAUGGGGUUAUGAUGGAUGCUUAUUGUAAAGCUAACAGAAUGGAAGAUGUUGAAAAAUUAUUCAAUGAGUUGGUCACUAAGAAAAUGGAGCUAAAUUCCAUUGUCUACAACAUAUUUAUCAGAGCACAUUGUCGUAAUGGAAACGUUGCUGCAGCUUUGCAACUUCGUGAUGAUAUGAAAAGCAAGGGAAUUUUUCCAACUUGUGCCACAUAUUCUUCUCUAAUACACGGCAUGUGCAACAUUGGGCGUGUUGAAGAUGCAAAACAUCUUAUUGAUGAAAUGAGAGAGGAGGGAUUGUUGCCAAAUGUUGUUUGCUAUACUGCAUUAAUUGGCGGUUAUUGUAAGCUGGGGCAAAUGGAUAUUGCCGAAGCAACUUGGCUCGAGAUGACCUCUUUGAACAUAAGUCCUAAUAAAAUUACCUAUACUGUCAUGAUUGACGGGUAUUGUAAAUUAGGGAAUAUGGAAGAAGCAAAUAACCUUUUGAGCAAAAUGAAAGAAAGUGGAAUCGUCCCAGAUGUCGUUACUUACAAUGCCUUGACUAAUGGGUUCUGCAAGGGAAAGGACAUGGAUAAAGCUUUUAAAACAUGCGAUGAAAUGGCCACCGGAGGAUUGUCUUUAGAUGAAAUUACUUACACUACUCUCGUGCACGGUUGGAAUCAACCAACAAUUACGAGCCAAGACUGAUCUAAUUUCUGCAGAGUGACUGGAUACGUCAGUAUUGUUUAGCUUAUGCAUUCCGAUAUAUUGGAGGCUAUCCACCUUCUCUUGUUCAAAUGAAAGAGCCAAAGACGAACAUCCGUCUUUAGUCUCUGGAGGCUGAUCAGGGAAGUGCUUAGCUCGUAAUGUGUUGAGAACAUAAAGUGCUCUAUCAAGAUCCCCAGCAAAAAAAGAUAGCAAUCAAUGUGAUAAUGAUAGAGUGACAUUGGUUCUUCGACUCGAACCCAAAUGAAACUUGGCAAAUGUAUUAGAUCUGUGUUGAUGCAGAUUUUGCAGGCUUGAAUCUGUAUCUCAGGAAACAAUGUCGUCAUAUGUGGGAGGUUUUCAUCGGCACAUUGGAAUCGGCCAUAGAAAUUGCUCAGUUUCAUGCAUAUAGGUAUUCCAAUCUAUACCCGGUUAGCAAAUCAAUUUCAGCCACAUGGAAGUUGAAUAAGCCCUUCAUUCUCUCGUUGGACAAAUACGCUUCUUGUUUGUAUACACCACGUCAGGAUAUGCUUGUAAGUACAGUUGAUUCUAGUUCUCAUAUAUAACACAAUCACAAAUCUUGGGAAAUUUUCUGUACUUGUUGUUGGCUUGUGGACUUAGUGAGGUUUAUUUAAUACAAUUGCUUUUUAAAUGGAUACUGUUGAUUUAAUCUGUUUAACAACAAAGGGGCCUGGCUCUAUUUGCCUUUUGUGAAUUCAAAAGCAAUAAGGUUAUCUGGAUGGAGCAACAGCCCUUUGUUAAACACCCUUUUAACUGUUUUCGUCAUUAAACCAAUUGACCUGGGUGUUAACUGCAGCCCCACCGCCAUUGGGAAUGCUCUCCAGGACAUUCUCGUGGCCUUUGGGAUAAUAAAUUCCAGUUCGCCCAUCAAGCACCCAUGGAGUUUCCUCACCCCUCACAGGGCUCUUGUUGCUCUUCAGUUCCUUGCUUUCUGUUUCAACUCUCUCCCUCAUCAUAUCUGGAGAAGAGCUUUUUCUGUGGAAGCCCUUCCGCCCGAUCGGCCUGCGCUAAAGAAUUCAACCGAAUCAGAUAAACAAGCAUUCUAAUCUUAGAUCAAGGAAAUUAGUUGAUGGCUGAGUUGAAGAAGGAACUUACUUGAAGAACAUGGAGUUCAUUGACUGAGCCCCUCUCACAAAUGCAGUGGCCAUGCCUUCCUCCCAAUGAGGUAAGUGAAGAUGGGAUGAACAAAUGGGAAUUUGGUUGUUUUGUAUAUAUAGGUGAAAAGUGAGGCUAUCCAUUUCCUCCAUCCCUAUGAAGAUUCUGAAGAAUGGGAUGAAUUUGUCCUUUUAUUUACUCCUUUUGUGCUGCCCACUCCUUGGAGUUGGUUUGUGAAAAUGAACCUUCAAAAUUCCUCUUCCCAUACUCCAUAAGCUACAGAAUGUUAUUGGGCCUAAUGGGCUUUGCUUUCACUGAGCCUUGACUUACCUAAUGGGCCUAAUAGGCCUAAUGGGCUUGCUUUGCCGUCUCUUGAUCUGUACCUCCUGGCCCAUAAUGAAACCAUUGAUUUCAGGAGCUUUUUUAGGGUUUGAGAAAGGGAAUUUUAGUCCACUUGUUUCGAUUGGGACAUCUAAUUUAUUCUGGCCA